Molecule: messenger RNA, 7896 nt
Organism: Pleuronectes platessa (European plaice)
Lineage: Eukaryota; Metazoa; Chordata; Actinopteri; Pleuronectiformes; Pleuronectidae
Gene: pard6a
Product: par-6 family cell polarity regulator alpha
Exons: 6
Coding region: 270-1547 (425 amino acids)
Biological process (GO): regulation of cellular localization; establishment or maintenance of cell polarity; centrosome cycle
Cellular component (GO): apical plasma membrane; nucleus; cell cortex
Molecular function (GO): protein kinase C binding
Source: RefSeq, a predicted model, not a curated record
GUUUCACUGGCACCUCACAUUCCGAACUGGAUUUACCGGACUCCACCUGUCGCGAGCUCGCGCUCUGUUGUUUAGUGUCUUUAUCGCAAGGGGACAAAACAGCCACUCUGACAUCGGACUGCACGAGACACACAUACUGGAACGACUGCUGUCUGUGUCGACAUGAGAAUAACAAGCGCACCAGCUACCGCCACCUGUUUUACGUUCUGAAUGUUGUUUUUUAUUUUACCCGACGACAGAGGGGGGAACAACAAGCAAAAUUCUAGUUGAUGGUUUUAUCCGCAGUGCCUCAGCCAACCAGCCAGCCGGGGAGCAGUAUGUCAAAGCAGCAGCAGCAGCAGCAGCAGCGGACGCCGUUAAAAGUCAACGACAGUGUGGUGGAGGUCAAGAGCAAAUUUGAGGCAGAAUACCGUCGCUUCGCUCUAAAGAAAAAUGGCCAAGGUGACUACCAGGAGUUCUAUCGCCUCCUCCAGACCAUCCAUCAUAUACCUGGUGUUGAUGUGCUCCUGGGAUAUGCUGACAUCCAUGGGGACCUCCUUCCAAUCAACAACGAUGAUAACUUCCAGAAAGCUGUCUCGUCAGCCAAUCCACUGCUCCGUAUUAUUAUAACCAAGAAAGAGGAUGAACCUGUCAUAUUUGCCAGCAACUCCCUCCAGAGGCGUAAAAAGGGGCUGGGUUUAACUGGGCUGCGCACCACAAGUUCAGGCUCCACCCACUCAAAGAACAAACCAGGUCUUAUGAUUGGCCUCCCUAAAAACUUCAGACAGAUUUCUUCCAUCAUUGAUGUGGACAUUUUACCUGAGACUCACCGACGUGUACGACUUCAUAAACAUGGUACCCACAAACCACUAGGCUUCUACAUUCGUGAUGGGGUGAGCGUGAGAGUGACCCCACAGGGUGUAGAGAAGGUUCCGGGCGUGUUCAUAUCGCGUCUGGUACGUGGUGGGCUAGCAGAGAGCACAGGACUGCUUGGAGUUAAUGACGAGAUCCUUGAGGUGAACGGCAUCGAUGUAGCAGGGAAAUCUUUGGAUCAGGUUACAGACAUGAUGGUGGCCAACAGUCACAACCUAAUUGUGACUGUGAAACCAGCUAACCAGAGGAACAACGUUGUGCAUCGUGGGAGUAAGACCUCGAUGGGGAACUCUGGUUCUGUAGGCUCAGUUGGAUCUACUGGUUCGGCUUUGUCACAUGACUCACCAAGCCCUGCCUCUCAGAGCAACCCUAUUACUGCAAGCAACAGUAUUGCAGAGGGUGACAGUGAUGACGAAGAUGAUGAUGGCGACAUCAUUCUGGAGAAUGACUGUCUGACACCCUGCGACUCCCACAGACUAAACAACAGUAACAACACCAACCUCAACAGAGACUUACCUGUGAAUAGGCAGCACCCCUCCUCCGUGAUGAGGCCCCUCCCACAGAGCAUCUCAUUGCCCAAUAGUGUUGGAGCAUCCUUCAGUGACAGCUUUAUGAUGACGUCCAUUCACAACGAGAACACAGCCAGCAUCAGUCAGGAGAGCAUGAGAGAAGACGGUAACAUAAUAACACUGUAAUCAUGAUGACAGCUACACAAUAACAGUGAGGACUUUGGGAUGUUGCAACCACAGCUGUAUCCAUUUCAACAACAGCUAACUGUGCUCCUUGUCAACCAGAUGUCAAACUCAGCAGCAGCCCCUCUGACAGUUGUUUCCUGUUGACUCAUGCUGAUCAUCUUUUUGAAGAGGCUGAAACCCAAGUCUUAUAGUUAGACUCACUAACAACAUCACACACCGCAGCUUCUUUCUUUGCUUCAAGCAUCGUCUUUUUAUAUUUAUGCUACAUGUGGCUGAUGGUAUGUACACAGCUGCAUUGUCUUUUUCUGCAAGUAAAGAAAAAUCCACUCUAGGGAAAUGAUUUAAAUGCCAUAUGUAUUAACUGGUCAGUAUACUUAUAGAGGGCAGCAUAAUCAAGAAAUAAUUUUAAAUAUUCUUGUUAAAGCCAAAGCUCAGUUUGAUCUCAACAUAUUUAGGAAAUCAUCUCCACCCAAAAGUUCUGCUGCUGUGCUUGGUACUCAAUUGGUUGUUACGGUGUUGUCACUAGUAACGUCGUGACAACACCGCUGUUAAGCAACGGAAACAUGGAUGCCGUAAAGGCUAACAUACGGUACUUGUUGUCUGAUUGUUGAGUACAACAAGACAAUAACCAAACAUUACGAUUUGAUCAAUGCCCAUUUUAAUGGCAACAGUGGGAACAACACACAUAGCCCAUUCAAUAUCCUUUGCUUGUCUUGAUGGUAUUUUGGUACCACAAGUGCACCAUUCAUUCAGAUGAGGUGGUGUAAAGUGAAUUGUUGGUGUUUUUGAGUUUCUCCAUUGGCAAUCUGGUGAUUUGUACCAAAAAUAUUCUAGCUUAGUUGAAUGCAAAAUACAAGUUUAAUGUGAUUAUAGCCAGUAAGUCAGAGUGCACCUUCAGAGUUCUUCCUAUAGUAUCUGUAUUCCACAGCUGCUUUAAACCGUAUGAAAACAUUCUCCUUCAGUGAAUUAAAUCCCUGCAGCACCUGAAGGCAGCAGUACAAAUGUUGAUAAAUUGGCAGGCUGAUUGGAGAUGGGUUGCUCAGAGCAAAGAUAGUUUUUUAGCUAUGAGAGCAAGAGUGCAUCCCCAGUCUUUCCACUCUUUGCAUUGCUGAAUCUACCAAAAAUGCAGAUGGAUGUGCUUAGUGUAUGAGCCCAGGCUCUACCAAUGGUCUCAGUAAUUAUAAUGGUAAAUGAAUGCCCCAAAAAGUAGUAUACCUUACAAUACACAAAAAAUAUAGACCACACAGGAGAAAAUCUGAAAAAGAUUCAAACUUUUCAAAAGCGAUGUGCAAACUUCAAAUUUGUUUCUCUCUUUUAAACUAUUUUGUAAUUAUUUUCAUAAUUUUUUUCACUAAAUCAUUUGUUAUAGAAUAUUAUACAUGAUACAUCUCAUGGGUUUUAGUAACAGUGCAAAUUACUGAAUGAUAAUUGAAAUAGAUAAUAUAUAUAGCAAUAAGCAUUUACAGUCUGGCGUACAAAUAUAGAAACAUAUUCGCUGUGACUCAUAAAACGAUUCUUUAUUAUUUUCUGUAAACAGUUUGGGGAGGAGGAGAGAAUGUCAAAUAAACUCCAAUAACAUACACAUCAACCAUUAGGAGAGGGUGUCAAGAUCAGGAUAUAAGUCAUAAGUAUUUUUUUUACAGAUAACACCACCUGUGGUGUGACAGAAUCAUAAUCUUAAAGUAAGGCUUCACCAUAACAUUUAAUUUACUUUAAGUAUGUAGGCAUGUAGCGAGACUACUGUGACGUCAAUGCGGGUCGUAAUCCCAUUCGACGCACUCUAGCGUAUCGUUUCUGACAUAGAGGGGACGGUAGACAUGCCGUUUUUGGGACGGUAGACAUGCCAGAUACCCAAAUUACUACAAAAGUGGAAUUUUCAUAAUAUGUCCCCUUUAAGCGCAUACUAUGUUAACUAAGUUGCUCAUCAGUGAUUAAAGCCGGUCUAGUGCCCACUGAGUUAUACAGUGCUGUGAAAAAGUAUUUGCCCCCUUCCUGGUUUCUUAUGGUUUUGUAUAUUUGUCACACUUAAAUGUUUCAGAUCAUUAAACCAAUUUUUAUAUUAGACAAAGAUAACCCGAGUAAAUAUAACAUGCAGUUUUUAAAUGAUGAUUUCAUUUAUUAAGGGAAAAAAGUUAUCCAAACCUACCUGGCCCUAUGUGAAAAAGUAAUUGCCCCCCAUGAUAAAUCAUGAAUGAAUUGUAAUUAACAACACUUUUUGGAAAGCUGAAUUCAAUUUCACUAGCCACACCCAGGCCUGAUUACUGCCAGACCUGUUGAAUAAAGCAAUCACUUAAAUAGAAACUGUCUGACAAAGCGAAGUAGAGUAAAAGAUCUCAAAAAGCAACACAUCAUGCCGCGAUCUAAAGAAAUUCAAAAACAGAUGAGAAACAAAGUAAUUGACAUAUAUCAGUCUGGAAAGGGUUACGAAGCCAUUUCUAAGGUUUUGGGUACUUCAGUGAACCACGGUGAGAGCCAUUAUCCACAUAUGGAGAAGACUGGGAACAGUGGUGAAUCUUCCCAGGAGUAGCCGGCCUACCAAAAUUACUCCAAGAGCGCAUCGACGACUCAUCCAGGAGGUAAUAUAAGACCCGAGAACAACAUCUAAGGAACUCCAGGCCACGGUCAGUGUUCGUGAUUCAACAAUAAGAAAGAGACUGGGCAAAAAUGGCAUCCAUGGGAGAGUUCCACGGCGAAAGCCGCUGCUGAUCAUCACAGCAUUUCAUAAAAACAACUUCAUACCAACAGUCAAACAUGGUGGUGGUAGUUUGAUGGUCUGGUGCUGCUUUGCAGCUUCAGGACCUUGACGACUUGCCAUAAUUGAUGGAACCAUGAUUUCUGCUCUCUACCAGAAAAGCCUGAAGGACCAUGUCUGGCCAUCAGUUUGUGACCUCAUGCUCAAGCGCACUUGGGUUAUGCAGCAGGACAAUGAUCCGAAACACACCAGCAUGUCCGCCUCUGAAUGGCAAAAAAAAAUAAAAAGGAAGGUUUUGGAGUGGCCUAGUCAAAGUCCGGACGUAAAUCCCAUUGAGAUGCUGUGGCAUGACCUUAAAAAAGCCGUUUAUACUAUAAAACCCUACAAUGUGGCUGAAUUAAAACUAUUCUGUAGUUAUCGCAAAUGCUUGAUUGCAGUUGUUGCCGCCAAGGGUGGCACAACAAGUUAUUAUGUUCAGUGGGUAAUUAUUUUUCCACAAAGGACCAGGUAGGUUUGGAUAGCUUUUUUACCUUAAUAAGUGAAAUAAUGAUUUAAAAACUGCAUUUUGUAUUUACUUGAGUUAUCUUUGUCUAAAAUAAAAUUUGUUUGAUGAUCUGAAUCAUUUAAGUGUGACAAAUAUGCCAAAAAAUAACAAAUCUGGAAGGGGGCAAAUACAUUUUCACAGCACUGUAUGUCACUGAUCCUGUUUUGUUGAUGGGAUACCUUGUUCACAGCUACAUUUGUACCAAGACAUCUAUAAAAUAUAAUGAGGCGGCUGUGGCUCAAGAGGUAGAGCGGGUCAUCCUCUAAUCACGUCGCGGUUCCAUUCUCCCCCAUUUCUGCAUGCCGAAGUGUCCUCGGGCAAGAUACUGAACCCCAAAUUGCCCCUGACGGCUGUGCCGACAUUGUGUGACUGAUGUGCAUGUGUUUCACAUGGAUGCACCAUAUGAAUGUAUGAAGCACAAAUUGAGUCACGUGUGUGUGUGUGUGUGUGUGUGUGUGUGUGUGUGUGUGUGUGUGUGUGUGUGUGUGUGUGUGUGUGUGUGUGUGUGUGUGUGUGUGUGUGUGUGUGUGUGUGUGUGUGUGUGUGUGUGUGUGUGUGUGUGUGCGUGUGCAUCCUACAAUAGCGCUAUUUAUACAAAUACAAAUAAUUUAUUGUGACAUUAAAAUGGCAAAAAGCCUGGAAGAGAUGGACACAUUUUGUUCAAGUCCACUCAUAGAAAUAACGACUCCAACAAAAAUGUUUCUUUGAUUGUCUUCAAAAAACGUGUUAACUAUUCAUGUCCCUUGUAAGAGAGUGAAGCAGUUAGUGAGACCUGUUAUUUGUUAUCUGAUGUUUAAAGCAAAAAUGAUAUUGCCACAGUUUAAUUCAUCAACAGCUUUUACAGCGGAAACAUUUUUCAAAAACCACAAAACUUGAUCUUCAACCCAUGAAAGAUACAAAUAUUGGUGUUUUAAUCUCUUGUUUUACAGGUGACAUUUGUAUAUUGGGCCAGUGAACACACAUUGAACUCCUGUUGAACCCAUUCCAUAUACUUCACAGCUAACCUGACAAAUGGCACACAACAUCACUCACCACAUUUAAGGUUAGGCAUUGUUUCUCUCCAGUCGCAGACAACGAAUUGCCAAACUGGCCUUACUUGGAUCAGGGGUUACAGUUUGCAUGAGUCUGUGUGUUUCCGUGUGUUUACAGUACAGCCUCAUUUAACUGUCUACUGCUAUUUUACAACUCUGUUCGAAUCAUCAGCUUUCCUGGUAAACAGAGCUGCUGUGGAUGCUGUUCAGUGCCAGGAGAAAUAAAUCAAGUUUGUCUGACCAGAAUACAUUUUGGCAGAGGUUUGAUGUCAGCAGUAGUUAACACACACACACACACACGUAUAACAUAUUAUUUUUCACUUUAAUAUAUGUUAAUGUAAAUGUAAGAUUAUGAAACAAGGGAGAUUUCAUUAGCAGGGAGAUGUUUUUCUGUAAGAGAAGAUUUUAUAAUAUGUAUAAUAUUGAGAGUAUUUUUCUUAUUCUUGUCAUUUUAAACUACAUGAGGAGAUGCGACAAAGAUGAACACUGUGCAAGUGUGUUAACAUGAAGUGUCAGUAAAGAUGGUAUUUUUCAGAGACCAGUGUUUCCCAGUUCUAGUUCAAUUAAAUUUCUUCUAUCAUUUGUAAUGAAUGUAUGUUUACAUGUUCCAUGUUAAUCAUGGAAAUCUUGGAGUGGUUUCCCAUCUGAAGGUGUGCAUGUCCAUCAUUCCAACGUUUACAUGCUAUAAUGCCCUGACAGGUUAUGUGAGUUACAUUUUUUUCCUGACUAACAAGGAUCGAGAUAAUGGAGAGAAAAACAACUGAGUCUGGGCAAAUCUGACCAGACCACCUGUAGACCUGAAGGUCCCAGCCUCAGUGUGUGGCAAUGUUGGUGAUAUGAUUAAUUGUGAGUUGUUUGGAAAUAUGCACCAAUACAAUAAUAUCAAGUGAAAUGAGAAGGGUAAUGAAAAUUAAGUGGCUCUUGCUCUUAGACCUUACAUUAAGGUAAGGACCCAGAAUCAAUGUUGUUUAAAAACCUUAUAUUAUUCUUUUGGAAAUCUUGUGAAGUCAAACCAUCUUGAAUAGUUAGAGUACGGUUUCUUAAUAGACACAAAGUCAAUCAUUAAGGGAACAGUCCAAUAGUGUUUCCCAACUACACAGUGAGUGGAGGCAAAUACACAGACCCAGGAUAUGUUUAUACCAGCUCAAAGAAUGGAAGGGAAGUGCUUAUCUAGCUUCAAAUCGUAUCUUUAAUCUCAUAUUCAUACAUUUAAUUUAUUAUUAUUAGAUUAUGAAAAUAACGAAGUCUGUUAAGAAGCUGUUAGCUGAGGUGUUUCUUAACCAACCACCUGUUGCCAGGUGUACAGUAACUAUAUUUGUACUACAAUCUGUAUCCACUUACUAUUAAUGAAUACUGAACAUUCCCUACUGCUUUAUAUUAAAAGCAUUUACGUGCCAAAUUACAAGUAAUUUUGAUAAUUAUAAACUGCUCAGCUAUAUGCAAAGUAUUUGCCAUUUAGCUGAGCACUUCCUGCAUCAGUCAUCCAAUGUAAAUGCAAAACAAGACAAUGGUAAUUUUAUUAAGACUCUGAUUAGUUUGAAGGUGUCAGAUUGUAGUUGGAUUUUCAUUAGCAGCUGUACUUAACCAGCUCCUGUCACUGUAUCCUACUGUUCUUCUUAGGCUUUUAUUAUGUUGCCACCUUUCCUUCCUUGUAAGCUCAUCUAGGUCUUAGCUACUGUCUACAUUGUGUGACACCUAAUUCUAUAAGCGGGGGUUAACCCUAACCCUAACCCUCAUCUGAAUCUGGAUAAACUAUAAAAAAAAAACUGACUGUUCCCUAAUGAUUGGUACUGUGAUGGAGUAAACAAAUGAAGUGCCUUUCUGAAGUAAGGAUAUUUGUGUCAAAUUGGAUGUCAUGACCUCUGUGAUGUGCAGCUGAAGCACCUCAGUGCAGAUGUUUGUGUCCACAGAGAUGAUGAUGGAUCACAGCAAAACUAACACUGCACUGAACUUCACACAGGUGGUUUCUAUGGGAUUCUGUAACUUAUCUAUUAAUGUCAUUUGAGAUGAAAUAUGAUGAUUACAUAAUUAUUAUAAUUAUCAUGUAAGGUAAUAAAUCAUUACAAGGUAUAAAGAGGAUAA